AUGAUGGGAUGCCCAUGGCAUAUUAAUCUCGCUUUUUCUAAAAUGGCUAAUAGUGUUAGAGUUAAUAGUAUAAUCGGGAAAUAUAACCAUGAAAUGAAUCCUUGUAUUGAUGAAAUAGCACCAAGAUUUCGUAAACUAACUAAUGAAAUACUUGAAAAGAUAAAGUUUUGGACAAUUCAUGAGACACGACACGAUGAUCACAGUGGAGAAGUGAACCGUAAUAGCGAAAGUGGUAUAGAAAUACAACAUAAUGACCAAAACAGUAUAGAAAAAAGGCCUGAUAGACAAGGUAAUAACCAGAAUGUAGAAGCAGAAC
Molecule: messenger RNA, 316 nt
Organism: Dentiscutata erythropus
Lineage: Eukaryota; Fungi; Glomeromycota; Glomeromycetes; Diversisporales; Gigasporaceae
Source: the annotation of a GenBank genome assembly